AUGGCGGACAUUAUGGACAAGUUCUGGAGUGCACCUCCUGUAUCAAGGACUCUUGUGGCUGCUAUAGCUGUUGAAUCGCUCCUCGUCCAUGGUGGCUUGGUCAAUGGCUACCUCGCACUGUUUCAUCUGCCUUCCCUCCUCAAGUUUCCUUUUCCUCAGAUCUGGCGCCUCAUUACACCAUUUCUCUUAGUUGGAAGUGGGUUCAAUGCACUUUGGGAUCUGUACAUGUUCUGGACUUACGUUACUCAACUUGAACUAAACUCGCCGCGCUUCGCACAACCAGGAGAUUUCGCAACUUAUGUCGCUUUCAUAGCGGCAACGAUUCUGGCAGUGGCUGGUCUACUCCUCAAGUCCUACAUCUUCACUAACGCUCUCCUACUCGCUUUCGUCUAUACAUAUGCCCAGGACAACCGUGGUAGAAAAGUCCAUUUUAUCUUUUUCCAGAUUCCAGCCGAAUUACUCCCAUGGGCCAUGCUUGGCAUGUCACUAGUCAUGGGCGGCACGAACGCAGCACUACAACAAGGUGCUGGUCUGGUCGCAGCACAUCUAUACGACUUUUUGACCCGACUAUAUCCGACAUUUCAAGGUGGACGCAACUACAUUCAGACACCAACGUUUGUCAGGGAUUACUUCGCCUCUGCUCGGCCAGCUACAACCCAAAGAGCCUAUGGGACGAGCUUUAGACCUCAGCCGGCGGCCCAGCAGAUACCAUCUACUGGCAGGAGCUGGACAAGUGGUUUCUCGUCCGGUGCGUGGUCCGGUAGAGGGGCUGGUCAUCGUCUUGGCGGUGACUGA
Molecule: messenger RNA, 795 nt
Organism: Lithohypha guttulata
Lineage: Eukaryota; Fungi; Ascomycota; Eurotiomycetes; Chaetothyriales; Trichomeriaceae
Exons: 3
Coding region: 1-795 (264 amino acids)
Biological process (GO): endoplasmic reticulum unfolded protein response
Cellular component (GO): Hrd1p ubiquitin ligase ERAD-L complex; endoplasmic reticulum membrane
Molecular function (GO): misfolded protein binding; ubiquitin-specific protease binding
Source: RefSeq, a predicted model, not a curated record